Messenger RNA from Fopius arisanus, 2288 nucleotides. RefSeq lists its product as uncharacterized. The record is from RefSeq and is a predicted model, not a curated record. The transcript is spliced from 4 exons. NCBI's taxonomy places the organism in Eukaryota, Metazoa, Arthropoda, Insecta, Hymenoptera, Braconidae. The coding region runs from base 1527 to 1913 and encodes 128 amino acids.
CGUCGGAAAUAUCGGGUGAUGCGGCAGUAGGGGAAAUACCGUCGAAGGUGGGGAUACGUAUAAAGUAAGUCCAACUGGUGCUGCCCCCACGUUACCUCCGUCGCAAUGACGUGCUCAACGGUCAAAUGCGCGAAAAAUUUCAUCGCAGACCAAUGUCCAUCGAGUCGGUACCGCGUUCAGUUGCGUGUGUGUCCGCAUCAUUAAUAGACAAAUAUUUCAAAUUUUUUCGACAACAAAAAAACAGAUUUUCAACCGCGUUGUAAAAUAAAGUAGUCACUCUCCCCAGGGCAUUUACCCCGACAAAAUCUGAAAUUCCGGAUUCAGUUGUACCGCGACUCUUGUCGGCAUCGAGUCAUCAAAACAACUCUCUGAAGAAUAAACAACUGCUCGAGUUAUUCCACCAAAAGUGACUUUAAACAAUCUCCCACAACUGCUAUAAUUACCGACUAAUCGAGAAAAAGACAUUUUCGUAAUAAAAGAUAAAUCGAGAAGAGAGUGAUAAAGUAGUACCUCACUGUCGACGAAAAAAUUGAAAUAAAGAAAAAAAGAAGGAAAACAAAGGGGGAGAAUAAAAGCCUGAGUAUUGGACACGUUAAAAAGACGAGUAAAAGAGGAACAAUAGCGUGGGCAAUUGAGAACGUCGAAUCGAGAUUGUAAUUUGUCGCCGAAAAAAAAGCCUGUCGAGGUAAAAAAUAGGGGAGAUAUAACUCAAAAGAGGAAGAGAAAAAUUAUCAAAAAUUGGUAAAAAUUGAGGACAAUUGAGAGAAGUGAGGGAGUGAAUUUACCAGGAUUAUUUAUAAAUUACUAUUAUCGAUAUUAUCUUUGUGUCAACAUUUAACGUAAGACAAUUGCUUCAUUUCCACCAUUCGCCACCCCCUCUUUGUACACCUCUUUGUACACCCACCCCCCGUUGAAAACUAGUGUGCGAUCCUUCACAUCCCUAUUGUCCUUGACAUGAUAUCAUAAAGCGUGUCAUGUGAGAUAGGGACAUUAAAUCCCGUAACCGUACGGUUUAAUUCCGGUUGUUUGGCCCGGAAGGUGCAUUGUCCACCGAUCUCUGGACGGGAAUAAACGUGAGAUGGAUACAUCACAAAUUGUGACACAAUGACGACUGGAGUGUUGGCGCAAACACAUUAUCUCUGAAACUCCAAACAAAAUUGUUAAUAAUAACGUAAUUAAGCGUGGAUGAAAUCCGGAGAUAAUUCAGACCAGAAAUAAAGGCAGAAGUGUUGACGCUAAUUUAUUCUCUCUGAAACUCAAAAUUAAACAGACAAUUGCAGAGUAGCUCGAUUUUUUUUGGUGAAUGAAAAAAUCGGUGGAGUACACAAUUCGAAGGAAAUCAUUGGUUAGAAGAAUUGAGAGAGUGACAAGUGGAUUUUUGAAAAUUGCCUUUAAAAAUUGUAAUUCUAAUUAUUAUUAAAAAAUCGGGUGGAGCUGGACGCCGAUCUGGGGAAAUUAUUGAAUAUUAGAAGAGGGUGAAAAGUGGAUUUCUGAAGAGGAAACGAAGGACUAUCAUAAUCAGGACCAUGUCUGGGUGGACAAAAGUGCCUCUCGUGAUCAUCUGCAGUGUCUUCUUACUCCUGGUGUUUUGUAUCGGAGAGUCUGAGGGGAUCCUGAGCUGCUACAAAUGCGGCCAGUACAAUGAUGGUGUAGGUAGUAUCACCCCGUGCAUCAAUUCGACCGCUCAAAUGCAUCUCCAGGAGUGUCCAGCCUCGGCUAAAUGGUGCAUCAAAUACGUGAGCGAAGUUUCUACAGUUCGAGAUUGCGUAAAUAGCUGUGUAGAAAAGGAGGUAUGGGGCACCCGGACUUACUGCUGCCAAGAUGAUGGAUGUAAUCGCGGUACUUCGAGCUUUUACGGUGGUACACUCUGGAUGGCAUCCUUGGGUCUUAUCGCUGGUCGACUUCAUGGCUAAUGAAGAUUUCAAUUCCUACAUUUUCCUGGCGGAGAUAAUUCGAUAGUAAAAAAAUAUCCACGUGAAAAUCCGUAAUAGUAAGCGUUACCGGAGGUCAAUAAAUAUUGGACAUGGAAUCGAACAUCGGAAUUCAGUGUCUUCCAUUGGACAAUGUAAUUAUUAUUAUGCACUUUGGUAAUUAUAUACCCUCCAUUGCACAUAUUAUCCGUGAGCAAUUACAACAUUAUGUUGUAAUUAUUAUUUCAGAGGGAGAAUUUUAAAAGGAAAUCAUCUCAAUUUGUUAAUUACGCUUGUUUUUCGUCGGGAAUUAUGAUUGUGUAAUUAGAGUUUCAAUUAAUAAUUUCUUAGUAAUUGUAACUCGUAAUUACAACCGCG